Cordyceps fumosorosea ARSEF 2679 is the source of this 852-nucleotide messenger RNA. Its product is annotated as Polyketide cyclase, SnoaL-like protein. Gene Ontology annotation, biological process: polyketide metabolic process. The transcript has a single exon. The record is from RefSeq and is a predicted model, not a curated record. NCBI's taxonomy places the organism in Eukaryota, Fungi, Ascomycota, Sordariomycetes, Hypocreales, Cordycipitaceae. Bases 1 to 852 code for a protein of 283 amino acids.
AUGUCUAAAAGUAGACGACUCGUUUUCUUGGAGUGGCUCGCUGCCAUCCAAAGGAACGACUGGCAAGAUGCGGAGAGUUUCUUGGCCCACGACGUCAUCGUGAAUGGCGACAGCCUGACGCGAGGCGAAUACAUCCAAAAGCUCAAGGACGACGGGUUUUCAGCUGCCAUUCUUGACACAUGCAUAGUUGACGACGAGAAGCCUGAGAUUGCAGCACGCCUCCUGCUGCCCGGUCCACCGCCGGGGACGCCGCUCGAUGCCGACGGGGAGGAGUGGGCAGAGCAGAGCCUCUUCACCAUCUUCGGCAACAAGAUCGCUGCUGUCCAAACUCUUUCGGGUGCGAAUAACUCGGCAACCUCGGGACCACCCAUCAAUGAAGCGAGAGAGGGGGCGGCGUCGAGAGCGGCGAAGACUUCUGACCUGCGCAGGUUCUACACAGAGUACAUUGACUCCAUCAACACCCUCACCAUGCACGCUCAUUUUGAGCGCUUCUGCCAGGAUUUCAUCACGCACAACUACAUCAGCUAUGGCCGUGACGAGUACAGGGCGAUGAUCGAGUCCAGCUUCGAGGAGAUUUCGGGUCUGCAUUUCACGAUCAAGAGCCUGAUUGUCAACGAGGAGGCUCAGCAGAUCGCAGCCCGUCUCGGCUUCACUGGGGUGCCUAUCAAAGAAUUUCGUGGUAUUGCGCCGACGGGAAACGCUGUGAGGUUCAGCGAGCAUGCCUUCUACCAGCUCGAGGAAGGCCGGAUCAAGCAAGUCUGGUCGCUGCUGGAUCUGGCAGCCUACCAGGCCUGCAUGGCGUCGCACCAGAACGCGAACGGACCAGCUAAUUAUUCUUCCAAUGUAUAUUAA